Messenger RNA from Vicia villosa (hairy vetch), 435 nucleotides. RefSeq lists its product as uncharacterized. Lineage: Eukaryota; Viridiplantae; Streptophyta; Magnoliopsida; Fabales; Fabaceae. Bases 1 to 435 code for a protein of 144 amino acids. The record is from RefSeq and is a predicted model, not a curated record. The transcript has a single exon.
AUGGGAUUCCUUGAAAAAUGGUUAAGAUGGAUAAAGGAAUGUCUUAACUCAGCUUCGAUUUCUGUCUUGGUGAAUGGGUGUCCAACAAAGGAGUUUAAAAUGGGUAGAGGUUUGAGACAGGGAGAUCCUUUAUCUCCAUUUCUUUUUUUAAUUGCAGCCGAAGGAUUAAUCAUUCUAAUGUCGAAGGCGGAGGAAAGGGGGUUGUAUACAGGUUCUAAAUUCCAAAAAGGAGCUGAUCGGUUUAGUCACCUACAAUAUGUAGACGAUACCAUGAUAGUGGGGGAGAAGAGCUGGUCAAAUAUUAGAAUUAUAAAGGCAAAUCUGAAACUGUUUGAGAUGAUGUCGGGCCUAAAAGUAAACUUUCAGAAAAGUUCUCUAACUAGUAUCAAUAUACCUCCAGAGUGGAUUACAGAGGCAGCGAGGAUUGUAAAAUGA